AUGACUCAUACUGCUGUAGGGAUUUUUAAGGUAAAGGACAUGAAGUCUAGAAAUGGAGUCUCACGUCCGGAGAUGAUGAGUAUUUCACAGAAGUAUCAAAAUUUGUGUUUGAAAAAAGGGGCAUGGGAUCCUGAUGAAGAUCAAAUAUUGAGAGCUUAUAUUAAGAGAUAUGGCACUCGGAAUUGGAAUGAGGUGCCGAAAGCUGCUGGUUUGUUAAGGUCAGGGAAGAGUUGCAGGUUUCGUUGGAUGAACUAUCUAAGGCCGGAUAUUAAGCGUGGAAACUUCAGCAAGGAAGAAGUGCAAACCAUAAUCAAGCUGCAUGAAAUGUUAGGAAAUAGUUGGUCUGCAAUUGCAGAAAAGUUGCCCGGAAGAACCGAUAACGACAUAAAAAAUUUCUGGAACACCCACUUGAGGAAGAGCUUCAACAACAAUAUUAGUAAUACUGCAGUGCAAGCACCUAAACUUGAAGGAACACAGACAUCCGAAGAAGAAUCCAAGCAAAGGAAAUCAUCGAACAUCAUUGAUGUUUCAUUUCCCACUGCUCCAAAAAUAUUGAAUUCAGAAGAUCAUCAUGUGAAUGGCAUCAAUGAAAACAAGCGCGUGGAGGACAAUGUUGGAUCACUCGAAUCAAUUGGAGAACUAAGUUUGUUGGAUCAGCCAUCUUCCAUGGAAGCGCAAAUGGGCAGGGUAGAGGAUUAUGGAGAAGCAUACACUGAUCAAAUGGGGGUACAAGAAUUGUUGGACUAUCCAAAUGUUUCCCAUAAUUUUGAUGCUGGCCAAGAGUUUUGGAUGAAUUGUUUGAUGAAAACACAAUUGCAUGGAAACAAAGUAUAG
Populus euphratica (Euphrates poplar) is the source of this 834-nucleotide messenger RNA. Its product is annotated as transcription repressor MYB6-like. The coding region runs from base 1 to 834 and encodes 277 amino acids. The transcript is spliced from 4 exons. NCBI's taxonomy places the organism in Eukaryota, Viridiplantae, Streptophyta, Magnoliopsida, Malpighiales, Salicaceae. The record is from RefSeq and is a predicted model, not a curated record.